Messenger RNA from Theobroma umbraticum, 3856 nucleotides. RefSeq lists its product as uncharacterized. The record is from RefSeq and is a predicted model, not a curated record. Gene Ontology annotation, biological process: mitotic cell cycle; microtubule nucleation; spindle assembly. Gene Ontology annotation, cellular component: microtubule organizing center; spindle pole; gamma-tubulin complex. Lineage: Eukaryota; Viridiplantae; Streptophyta; Magnoliopsida; Malvales; Malvaceae. Gene Ontology annotation, molecular function: gamma-tubulin binding; microtubule minus-end binding.
CAACAUUUCCUUGUUCCUGCUAUUUUCCAUUCUUAAAACUUUUUUUUUGUUAAAUUUUCUUUUAUUAUGAAAACUACGAGUUUAAUCAAUUCAAACCCAGAAGCUUCUCAAAGUUUGAUCAACAAAAUCUAUGGGGUCUUCUCUGACAAUGACGUACAAUUUUCGUCCCCGAUUUCCUCUGCCAGGACUACGGAAUUGGAGUUGGUUCGAGGAGUUGUUCGGAUGUUGCAAGGCUUUUCGGGUUCGUUGUUUUCCUGGGACCGAAAGGGGCGGCGAUUUUGUGUGAGAAGUGGGAUUUACGUGACGCAUUUGUCGCAGUCGAGCCUCGGCGUGAUGCUCAACCAAUUCAUGUAUGCCGCUACGUGUUUGGAACUUGUACAAAUUGCGGUUUCUAAAGUGGAGACGCAGCUUGGAUCUCCUCCUCCCACUUUGAGAGCUUUUGCUUCCUCCGUUUCUUCUUGGCUCAAGAGGUUGCGUGAUAUUGCUUUAAAGGAAGAAACUAAGAUCAGCAAUUCAAAUGGGGGAACCUUGCUGACCCUGUUGGGAUUGACAAGUUCUUUAUCCAGCCUUUGCUCAGGUGCUGAAUAUCUAUUGCAAAUAGUUCAUGGAGCCAUUCCCCAAGCAUGCUUUGAGCCUACUUCGUGUAUACCAUCUGCUGAAAUUGCUGUUCAUAUCCUUGACCAUCUCUAUCUAAAGCUUGGUGAAGUAUGUCUUGUGCAAGGUGGUGAGGUUGUAUCUACUUUCUCAUUAGUGAUCAGUGUUCAUGUGUUGCUUCAUAUUUGUGUGACUUUCUUGGUGUAUGCAAUUCAAACAUGGAGCUUGUGCUAUUUUCAGGGGGAUGUAUACCAGAUGCUAGUUCAUAUAUUUGUUGGAACCUUACUGCCAUACAUUGAGGGUCUUGACUCCUGGCUUUUUGAAGGGACACUAGAUGAUCCUUUUGAGGAGAUGUUCUUUUAUGCUAACAGAGCAAUCUCAGUUGAUGAGGCUGAGUUCUGGGAAAAGAGCUAUUUACUAAGGGUUGUCCAAAAUUGCAAGUUAAAAGUUGACCCCUCUGCCCCAAUUGAUACCAAUGAUUAUGUACCUUGGACUAGUAACAAGAAGGAAACAACUGAAAAGGAGUUUGUUUCUACAUCUAGUUCUAUGAAAGGAAAAGAGCAAAACAAUAGAGACCUUCUAGUGUGUCCUUUAUUUAUUAAGGACAUAGCAAAGUCAAUUGUUUCUGCUGGGAAAUCAUUGCAGCUGAUCCGCCAUGUUCCUAUGACAUCAACAUUGCCUACUAGCAAAAAAAAUGAUAAAUACAAUGAUGGUUUUGGGAGUUAUCUUGAUGACUGCGAUAUAAACAAGAUGAAUCAUUGGCAAGGCAUGACAGGGUUAGCGUUGGCUGAAAUAUUUUGUAUUUCAUUAGCAGGUCUUUUAGGCCAUGGUGAUCAUAUCUCUCGAUAUUUUUGCCAAGGUGACCAGAGCAAAGCUGAGAUUAUAUCUUCCUUGUUCUCAUAUAUGAAAGAACAGAUCAUGGAGUAUGGGACUGCUGAACCCUUGCCACCUUCAGCAUACUCAGAGAAGAUCUGGUAUAACUUCUUGGUCGAUUCAUUGUUAAAGAAAAAGUUUAUAGAUGUAGAGCCUGCAGAUAAGGAUUCAUGUUGUUUUCCAGAUACAAAAGCAGAAAAUAUGGUUAUACAUGUUGAAAAUAAAUUUUCGCUCCAAGGAGCUUUCUGUCCAGAAAAUCUAGUCCUUACUGUGUGUCAAACUAUGCUUGAUAAGAACAGGAAUUCCUGGAAGGCACUAAACUUAUCAGAAAAGUUUUGCUUACCUCCUUUAAAUGAUGAAUACUUAAGAAAAGCUGUUUUCGGAGAGAAAAGUGAGCUAGUUUCUGGACCUCAUGGAACAAACUAUACUCUUGGUUUCCAGUUUGUUGAAUCUGAACAUCUUCGUGCUCAGCAUGACACUAAGUUGUUGGAAGUGUUGUUUCCCUUUCCUACUCUUAUUCCUGCUUUACAGGAUGACAUCCACAUGUCAGAGCUCUUGCCUUUCCAGAAGAAUAGCACCCUUUCAUCAAGAGUACUUAGCUGGAUUCAAACUUUUCAACCAAGGACUACUGCACUUCCUAUCGUUAUUAUGCAGGAAUGUCUCACUGUCUACAUCAAGAAGCAGGUGGAUUAUAUUGGCAGCCUUAUCCUGUCAAAGUUAAUGAAUGGUUGGAGAUUGAUGGAUGAGCUUGCUGUGUUGCGUGCCAUAUACUUGUUAGGUUCAGGUGAUUUGUUGCAACACUUUUUGACAGUGAUAUUCAAUAAGCUGGAUAGAGGAGAAACCUCAGAUGAUGAUUUUGAGUUGAACACUAUAUUGCAGGAAUCCAUUAGAAACUCAGCUGAUGGCUUGCUACUCAGUGCACCAGAUUCUUUGGUGGUAUCCAUUUCCAAGACUCAUGGUUUUGAUGGCGAUGAGCAAACUAAUACAACUACUGUUGCUUCGGCUCUGUGCAAAAGUCAUCCACACAGCUAUGGAAUUGAUGGCCUUGACUCUCUGCAAUUCAUGUACAAGGUCUCUUGGCCCCUUGAACUGAUAGCUAAUUCAGAGGCCAUUAAGAAGUAUAAUCAGGUCAUGGCAUUCUUGCUGAAGGUCAAGCGGGCUAAGUUUGCACUUGAUAAAGCUCGGAGAUGGAUGUGGAAGGAUAAAGGCACUGUAAGAAACGAUCGCAAGCGCCACUGGUUAGUGGAGCAAAAACUCCUUCAUUUUGUGGAUGCUUUUCACCAAUACGUAAUGGAUAGAGUGUAUCAUAGUGCAUGGCGUGAACUUUGUGAAGGAAUGGCUGCUGCUGGGUCUCUGGAUGAAGUUAUAGAAGUACAUGAGGCCUACUUAUUAUCAAUUCAUCGACAAUGCUUCGUGGCUCCAGAUAAGCUGUGGGCUCUGAUUGCAAGCCGAAUCAACAGCAUUCUUGGACUAGCUCUGGACUUCUAUUCCAUACAGCAGACUUUAAGCAGUGGUGGAGCAGUUUCUGCAAUUAAGGCCAGAUGUGAAAUGGAAGUGGACCGGAUUGAGAAGCAGUUUGAUGAUUGCAUUGCUUUCCUCCUUAGAGUCCUGUCUUUCAAGCUCAAUGUGGGGCAUUUUCCUCAUUUGGCUGAUCUGGUUGCCAGAAUUAAUUACAACAAUUUCUACAUGUCUGAUGGUGGAAACUUGAUGACCACCCCUAGCUCUGAAAGUGCUACUGCGAGACUGGGGAAGGCCUUUGCGAAUUGAACAGAAUUAAUACAGUUGCUUUCUGUUACUUAUGAUGCCUUAUCGCCAUACAAGGUGUGAUCAGGCGAGUUUGAAUGAUAGUCUCCAAAAAUGCUUAUGUCUAUAAUCUGCGAGUUUGUGACAGGCAAGGUGACUUUGAAGAUAUCAAUUGGUUUGGUGGUGGGUUUAAUCUUUUCAUCAAGAUUAUGGAGUUGAUCAGCCAUCUGCCUGUGGAGUCCAAUUGUACCAUUGGUAAUCGAAAUCCUGGUGUAGAAAGUACACAUUUCAAUUAGAUUUAAGGUUCCUGGUGGUGUGGAAAUCAUAUCACUCUAUUAGUAUUAUGUGAUGCGGUUGAUUUAGGCAGUUAGCAGCUUGUUGAUAUUAGUUCCUGAUUUUCAUUUUGUUACAUGUUCAUGAUAAGCAAUGCUUACAGGAGUCAAUCAUGAAUAUUCUAUCUUGAAGUUCACUGGAAGUUAUCUUGUGAUUGAAAAUUUUGUAAAUAUCAUGUUAGGAAUUACAGUAAGAAUAUUGCUUUGUAUCAGAAAAAAAAAGGAAAAAAGGGAACAUAUGUGAGAAUAUUACUUUAUGACAAGACCCUAGCUUCUUGUCAAAUAUUCAUCGUUUUAAGAUAAUCCAGUUGCAU